Molecule: messenger RNA, 401 nt
Organism: Acaulospora colombiana
Lineage: Eukaryota; Fungi; Glomeromycota; Glomeromycetes; Diversisporales; Acaulosporaceae
Source: the annotation of a GenBank genome assembly
GCAAUUAUGGUACAAUGGUGUUUAGAGUUGCGGCGGUACCGCCUGGUGGCGUUGUCGAUGAGCAUGUUCCGGUCAGAGAUGGCCAAAAGGAGAAAGGCCUGUCGUGGUUUGCACUGAUUUGUGUUGUGGUCGAAGGUUGGGCGCGGGAGACUAGCGGCCAAACAAAAAAAGAAAGGUUGGGCGACGCGCCUCCAUAUUAUGGUUCAUUCUCCACCAGAGUAUCACCGGCCACACAUCACCUGAGACAAUGGGAUCGUAGGUCAGUUUAUGCUACGACAAAUGUUGUAGAAUUGUCCAUUGUCAUCCACCGGCAACUCACCACCACCCAGUCACUACUGCAUAACCCGAGUCAAGAGAUAGACUCGGACGAACAAACAAACUUUAAUGUCCAAGUAGUUUAG